Kwoniella shivajii is the source of this 2604-nucleotide messenger RNA. RefSeq lists its product as uncharacterized. The record is from RefSeq and is a predicted model, not a curated record. Gene Ontology annotation, molecular function: RNA binding. The transcript has 10 exons. Gene Ontology annotation, biological process: mRNA splicing, via spliceosome. Bases 1 to 2604 code for a protein of 867 amino acids. Gene Ontology annotation, cellular component: nucleus. NCBI's taxonomy places the organism in Eukaryota, Fungi, Basidiomycota, Tremellomycetes, Tremellales, Cryptococcaceae.
AUGUCUUAUAGGCCCAGGUCAGGUUCAAGGUCGCGGUCACGGUCACCUGAAUAUCGACAACGACGAUAUUCACCUUCUAGACCAUUAUCACCUAUGAGAAGUGAGAUACCUCCACCCAGACGAUAUGAUAAUGAGAGAUACCCAACGUCAAGAGGAGGUAGAUCCCCUCCUCCCCCUCCUAGGAGAUACGAUCAUGAUGAGCCGCCACGAAGGGGUCAUGAAGAAUAUCCAUAUUCUACUCAAUCAAGAAGGUAUGAAGAGGACAGAUAUGAUGAAGAACGAUAUGUACCUCCCCCAAGACAAAGAUAUGACGAUAGAUCAGGAGGAGACUAUGGAUCAGCAUCAGGAAUGAUAGCUGACAGAGAAGAUACUGCAAGGCCCAGAAGAGAUUAUACUAAUCAAAGAGGUGAACCGCAUUGGGAAAGAGGACGAGAUAUCGACGAAUUGGCAAACGAGAAAUAUCAAUCGGGCGAUGAUUAUCGACCUAAAAGAGGUGGUAAAGGACCUUCUGAACCUUCAAGAGAUGUAAUCUUUUUAGGUCUAGAUCCAGAACUUACAGAACAGGAUUUCUCAGGAUAUUUGAGAUCAGAACAUAACGCGGUGUUGGAAAGUGUCAAGAUUGUUAAAGACAAAUUCACUGGACAUUCGAAAUGUUUUGGCUUUGCUCAAUUCAAGACAUUGGACGGAGCGGAAGAAUUCGUUAAUAUCAAUUAUCCAGCAGUACUUAUGCCCGCAUUAUAUGCCCAUUCUGAUCCGCGAAAAGUCAAAAUCGAUUAUUCCGCUACCCAAGCGCCGGUCAAUACUGGACAUUCACAUGAGGGCCCAUCACACACUUUCGUCCAUCAACCUCAAUACGUUCGACCUGCUCAUGAUGGUAUGAAAGAUAUAGGUGUUUUUGGCGGAGGAAAAAGAGUCAUCCUUCUUCGUGGAUUAGAUGCCAAUACGACUGCCUCAGAUGUUACUACUCGUAUAAGUCAAGAGAUAGCAAGAAUGAUGGGCAGAGUAGGCAGAGAAUUAGCUGCUGAGAGUACGAUAGUUAGAGUUAUCUUGAUCGUCGAUAGGAAUGUCAGAAGUAGUUGGGGUUAUGGAUUCGUCGAACUUGCUACCGCUGAGCUGGCUGCCGCUUUGGUCCCCUUCCUACUGGCGCCUCAACAUCAACCGAAUGGAUUCAUCAUCAAUUACGUUCCAGUAGCUGCAUGUUUCGCUAAUCCUGCUGCUUUCAUCCCGACUUCUGCAGGGCCGCUCGGAGGAGAAUUCGUUCUUCGACCUUCGAGGAAUGGGGGGAUCGCUAGUGAUACCAUCGACAAUCCAGAAGGACAAUGGUGUGCAUAUUGGCAUCAAGCUGGAGGAGCAGUAGAAACAGUGACUAGAGGAGCACCGCAGAUCGGUGAAGAUGGUGUCGUGCAACUCACACCUGAUCAUCGAACUUUCCUCGGUACACUUGCUGGUAUACCUCCGCAGACAAAAGCAGCGCAACCCUCCGAUCAAAACCAGGGUGCUAUGGGACCGAUCAGCAUGGCCGGAGGGUUACAGCCCAUCAAGAUCGGCACAGCAGGUCCUAAAGGGAAGAAAAAGGAGGAUCUGGCGUCAAUCAUCCCAAUAAUAGGGAAAAAUGUAUUAGGCGAUGAAGAAGAAGUGGACAUGGUAGGGAAAGAUUCGGUCUUGCUCUCUAGGAGUAAAGGAGUUUACAUCAUCCCACCAACAUCAACUAGUCGGAAGAUUGCGAAAAACAUCAAUAAAUGGAAUACUAAACAAACCGAACUCGCCGCUCCGGAGCCUAUGAUGGGUCCGAACGCACCUCCAAGAGGCAUUUCGGAUGUCAAUACCACUUUAGGAGUUCGUAGACCAGCAAAUAUCGCCACAGGAGAACAAGGCGCUUCACCAAAUGUAUCUGCCGUUGCUGGACCAUCGAAAUCACCUCAAAGUCCCGCGCCGGUCACGCACGAUUUCGAUUAUACUGAUGUCUCGACGCUGGCUGCCACUGGGAAAGUCGCUUGUCUGCUAUGUCAACGACAAUUCAAGACUGAAGAGAUAUUGAAGAAACAUACCAACCAAUCGGAUCUUCAUAAGACGAAUCUGGCCGAUGUCAACGUAAGGGAAGCAGGUAUGCGUCGCAAGGCUGGUAUCUCGUCCAGCGAUUCUCCUUCUGCUGCAGAAGCUUCGCAACCGAAGUACCGAGAUAGAGCGGCAGAGAGAAGGGUAGCGUUUAAUCAGCCUUCUAUGCCGAUACCAGAGGAAUCACCUUCUUGGCAAUUGGAACAAGCUAAAAAACGUAAAUUCGCCGAAGGACCUAAACCUUCAUUACCUACACCGCCACCACCUGCACCAGUCGUCGAACCUGGAAAAGAUGAAAGUAACGUAGGUAAUCAGCUUCUAGCAAAAAUGGGCUGGAAAGCAGGCACAGGUCUAGGUAGAGAAUCAGAAGGUAGAGUCGAUCCUAUCCUCGUUCAGCAAUUUGAGAAUAGGGCUGGAUUAGGAGCGAGUAAAGGUGUCGAGGCUGGAAGAUGGCAAGGUCCAGGUGGAUUCCAGCAGAGAGCAUUAGAUAUGGCUAAAGAAAGAUACAACAAUAAUACUUCUGCGCCAUCAGACGAUAAUGCAAAAUGA